AUGCCUACAUCUCUGCAUCCCCAGGCCAAAUUCGACCCUAUACCUCCCGACCUCGAUCUGUACGGCCUAGUCGACCGAACGCCCAAUUUCAAAUGGGUCCAGCGAGUGUCAAGGACCCAGAUUCGCCAUCUGGGUCAACAAGAGUUUGAGAAGGUGGUCAAGAUGCAUGUCAUAGAGGGAGGGAAGCCUCUCGUGGUCGAGGGCUGGGACACGGCAUUCCCUAAGGGUCUGUUCAGUGCGCGCUGGCUCCAAGACAAUUACGACAAGAAGCAAGAGAAUGUUCGCGACAUUGGUACCAGCACGGACAUGCCUAUGACUACUGGGCACUAUCUCCGUUCGAUGAAACUCCUCACGAACCAGUGGACGCCAGACAACUUCCGCGACGAGCGCCGUCAACGCCUAUACCUCAAGGAUAUCGACUGCCCUCGGGAAUGGCGCGACGCGCUGGAAAAGGUCAUCCAUCCCAGCCUGUUCUACCUGAACGAGAAUGUCAGUGGCCACGGCAAUCAACGAAACACAAAUGACGACGAUGACGACGACGAUAUGAAACCCGAUCAGCCCGUAGCACCAGCUGGAGAUCUCAUGUCUAGCUUACCGGAAGAGAUGCGAGCUCAGAACCUGAUGUGCUACAUUGGCCACGAAGGGACCUACACCCCUGCUCACAGGGAGAUGUGUGCAUCGCUGGGUCAAAACAUUAUGGUUGAGGCUUCUGGCGAUACAGAUGGCGAGAAGCCCGGAAGCUCGUUAUGGUUCAUGACUGAAAGCAAAGAUCGGGAGGUCGUCCGAGAGUACUUUCUCUCCAUGCUAGGGCACGAUAUCGAAAUUGAAAAACACUUUGCCCAAAUCAAUGCUUGGAAGAAGGCGCCAUUCGAUGUUUACAUUGUCGACCAGAAACCCGGCGACUUCAUCCUCAUUCCGCCCCUGGCCGCACAUCAGGUCUGGAACCGCGGUACGCGCACCAUGAAAGUGGCCUGGAAUCGCACGACGGUCGAGACUCUAGACUUGGCGCUGCACGAGGCUCUCCCUAAGGCUCGGCUGGUCUGCCGCGACGAGCAGUACAAGAACAAGGCUAUUGUCUACUUCACCUUGUCUAAAUACUACCAGCAGCUCCAAAGCCUAGAAGAACAAGCAGAGUUGGCACAGAUGAACUUCCUGGGCAUCGGCCAGGACAUUGUCAGAAACUCACCCCGGGCACGACAACUGGCGGAGGACUUCAAGGAGUUGUUGGGGCUAUUCAAGGAGAUCCUGGUGAAUGAAAUGUUUGCCACCCCCGAAAAGGAUGUCGAGUACCUCGAGUUCGACUCUUGCGUCACCUGCUCUUACUGUCGGUCAAACAUCUUCAACCGGUUCCUCACCUGCAAACACUGCGUUCGCACGCUGAUCACAGGUGACGAGGACGCUUACGAUGUGUGCAUGGAGUGCUAUGCCAUGGGUAGGUCGUGCCUUUGCAUGUCAAAGCUACAAUGGUGCGAGCAAUGGCAGUGGUCCGAUCUCGUCGACAACUAUGAGACGUGGCGCGCCAUGGUCAUUCGCAACGACGGGUACAUUGACUUUGAAACCUCCCCGCAGCCACUCGAGGUAGCGAAGCAGCUUGCGGGCAAAAAGUCGGCGGCCCAAGUCUGCCAGGAAGCCCUCAGGCGUCGUCCGUGGAAGGACAUUACGAAACCGGAGCGUGAAAAGACGCCGAGUGAUUCUGAACAAGACGCGGGAGAAGAGAAUGCAGCCAAGAAAAAGAACAAGCGCAAGAAGAAAAAGGGCGACAUUCGCAAAUGCCACGUCUGCUGCCACAAGGAUUACAGUUACCGCGUUCAGGAAUGCACCAACCCUGAUUGCAAGGAAGCAUACUGCUUCGGCGUACUAUACCGAGGAUUCGACAUGCUGCCGCAGGAGGUGAUGGAGAACGAACAGUGGCAGUGCCCAAAGUGCCUGGGCAUAUGCAGCUGUGCGCAGUGCCGUCGUCGAGGGAUUGGGAAUCCGUACACGCCGAAGAACACUUCCUUGGGGCAUGAUACACGCGCGAUUGCCGACGAUAGAAGUAUCGAGGCUCUGGUUGACUUCCGUGUGCACAAUCUAGGCUGGCUCAAGGCCGCAGGGGAGGACAGCCGGAGCAAAGACAGCAAACGAAUGCAGAGGCUCCGUGAACAAGCCGACACGGCCAAGGCGCAAGACGCAACGGAAGAUGGCGGUGACGAGGCUCAAGACGUCACGAAUGGCCAUGCCUACGGUGCAGUUGUGGACGGCUAUGGCGACCAACGACACGUCUUCGAAGGGCAGGAUGGGCCCGGCCUCACGAGUACUGAAAACGCUCCCGAGGGUCCUGAGGAGCUGGAAGCUCCCCUGCCCUUCACGGAAACAACUGGUGACGAUGCUAUCUUCCAGAAUGGGGAGGAAAGGGAUAUGUCUGCGUAUCCUGAUCCUGUACUAAUGCAUCAGCGCAUCGGAUUGGGAUAUUUCGAUAAGGACGAGACGUCGGAGAAGAUCUUGUUUGAUCACUACGAAGUACCGACGGCCGAGGAUCUCAAGUUUGAUCAGCCAGACGAGUCUGAGUUUAUGAAGAAAUCGAUACGUGCGGCGAAAAAGCGCGCUCGCCAGGAUGAGGAGGAUCCCGAGUUCAUUGUGCGCAAAUGGAAGAAACGACGCCGAACCUCGGAGAAAGACGGUGUCGCGCCGACUGGUAACGACGGCGACGCGAAUGAUACCAACAUGGACCCUGCCUUGUUCAACCAGCAAGCAUCUGCGCCUGUGGCGCCUAUGGAGCCUAGUAACGGCUUGGAGUCAGGGCAGCCACCGGUGACACGUGAGAGUCUUGAGGCUGCAGAAGAGUCGACCAAAGGCCAGCCGGCCCCCGUAUUUGACGCCAACGAGCCUGAACUCCGCCACGCGAGGCCGCGGCAUUCCUACGCGGACUUCGAUGAGCCCGAGAUCGAUGCGUUUGAUGAGGACGACAUUGUUAUCCGGAACACACAGGUCAAAAGCGCAGCCGAGUUGGCAUCGGAAGCCUUCAAGCGCGCGCUUGGCGAGACCGGAGUUUCCGCUGGGAACGGAUCUGCAGGCGAGGGCUCACCGGCUGCUGAUGGUGUGAAGGUUGUGCGACGAGGACCAGGACGGCCCCCAGCCGUCAAAUCGACCUUGCCAAGUAGCGCGUUGGCGGGGGUUGAAGACGCAAAGGCCUCUGAAACCAAACUGGCUCGACGUGCAAGGCCUAGGCGUUCUGGCGUCACUACGAUUGGGCAAGGAGUCAACGAGGAGGAAGAAUCUAACGAAGACACCGAGGAGCCUACAGACGACGAGGCAGAAGAGCCUUCAUAUCGGGCUCCCAAGGUUUCGAAUGGCAAGGGCCGCAGAGGACGUCCACGCAAGUCAGAAGCGGCCGCGGUCUCGACACCGGGUCCUCGCCGUCGAGGCCGCCCUCGCAAGUCAGAACCAAUUGCGCCUCCGGACAAGGACGAUGAAGAGGACAAUGAAAGUGGCCUGGCCGUCGAGAGUGCGGGAGAAGACGCUACGCCUACGGCCGUCAAGGGAACCAGGCCCAGAGGCCGACCUCGAAGAUCGGAGGUGGCUGAGCCUGCCGUCGAAGCUGAGACACCGACUGCGUUUAUGUCGAUGAAGGAACGCAUGAAGCUAAAGGGCAAGAAGUUCAAGAUUGGUACGCUUAAGUCGCAAGGCCCUGGACAGACUGUAAGCAGCGGGGGAGGGUCAAGGGCACGAGACGGAACCGAAGACAGAGAGGAGACUGACGCUUCACCUCCGCCUCCUGGAGGAGCAAGCGGUAGCGAAAGCGACCGAAGCCCUCCGCCCCCUGGACCCUCGUCCCGAGUGUUCGCGCCAUCUGGCCGGACCGUGGUUCGACUUGGUGAACACAGCGAUGCGUCUGACUUUGAGGACGAAUUGGGAAAGGCACAAACACAGAGCGAGUCCAGCGAUGACGAUGACAUCCCUGCUGAAGCAGCGCCUCGUGUUGCCCCAGCAUCUCGAGGGCGAGGUGGAACAAGGGGACGGGGACGUGGAAGAGGACGGGGGAGAGGGAGGGGUUGA
This is a messenger RNA of Emericellopsis atlantica, 4035 nucleotides long. RefSeq lists its product as uncharacterized. Gene Ontology annotation, molecular function: DNA binding. The coding region runs from base 1 to 4035 and encodes 1344 amino acids. The record is from RefSeq and is a predicted model, not a curated record. The transcript has 3 exons. Lineage: Eukaryota; Fungi; Ascomycota; Sordariomycetes; Hypocreales; Bionectriaceae.